GCAUGAAAGCCCAGCACUGGCUGUUACUGUCUGUAGUAUCUAUGACUAAUGAGUGAUAGCAGCUGGUGGGGCCACCGUGUUGGUGCACCAGGUGCAGGGAUUCGUCCCUGGAUCUCUCAGUCCCUGUCUGUCUGAUUUAUAUAACUCCCGCACGUACUCUUGCUCUCCUCCAUUCGCCCUCUCUUUCCCUCCUGUACCGUUAACACACAAUCCGUCUCUCCGUAUCCCUCCGCCGGAGAUGCAAGGCCUCCAGCAGCGUUGUUCCGCGGACCUCGCCCACCUCGACCUCAGCCCGUCCCCCACCACCUCCCCCUCCCCCUAUGCCACCUCGUUCUCCAUCGAUGGGGCCGAGUCGGCGGAGGAAAAGAUCCAGCGGCUGAUAUCGGAGCACCCCGUAAUCAUCUUCAGCCGCUCCGGCUGCUGCAUGUGCCACGUCAUGAAGAAGCUCCUCGCCACCAUCGGCGUCAACCCCACCGUCAUCGAGCUGGACGACCACGAGAUCGCUGCCCUCCCGGUAGCCCCCGAUUGCGAUCCGUUGUCCCCUAACGCUGGCCACACCACCCAGCCACCCCCGGCCGUGUUCAUCGGCGGGACGUGCAUCGGGGGGGUCGAUUCCCUCGUGGCCCUCCACCUUAGCGGCCACCUCGUGCCUAAGCUCGUAGAAGUAGGCGCCCUCUGGGUAUGACACAUGCACCAUAUAUUAUAUCAUCCCCGAUCAUAGCAUAGACAUAGAUACAGAUAUAUCGUGUAUUAUUUACAUGCGGAACGCAUCGUGUCCGCAUGUAAUAAUACUAAGGGUGAGGAUAUGUUCGAUAGUUUGCAAAUUCAUGUAAGUAUAAGGGAUUUCUGAUCCAAUACAUCAUAUCGCGGGGUCUGGGCGUCUCGCGUGAUGGUGGGCUCGACCCUGGGAUAUGAUGCAUAGAUCGGAAACAUCCGGUGAGAGUGUUCAUCAGGUUGAUUUUAAAUUGAGCAAAAGAACCAAGAUUAGGGCAAAAUAAGAAGUAGCGGUAGCUACAUGAUUAUUGUAUUGUACUUUGUUGUUCUGUUCUUGCUUUUGGGGUAUUAUUCUGCGAGUAUUUUGGUCAAACUGAAGACGAAGAAGAACAAGAAAAGAAGGGAAGGGAAUAUGGUUUGGUGGGAAUGGGAUGCCAGUAAGCUAUCGGCCAUAGGCUAACUGUGAAGUGACACGUGUACGGUGGAUAAUGUGUGGGAUCAAGAAGGAGAACGAUUAUUGGCCAUAGAUUUGUCGGUCCCAUGUCCCAAUUAUUGAUCAAACUUAGUCUCAGGGUUGUCAUCCCUUUGAAUGGAUUUGGACCUUUGUAUUUGAAGAAUCUCUCAACUUACAUUGGGAAUUCUAGUUGAAUAGGAUGCUCUAUAUGUCUAUGAAUAUAUAUGAUUUUGUAAUUUGAUGUUUUUUGUUUUAAUGAGAUUAUAAUUUCAUUGUUCAA
Molecule: messenger RNA, 1448 nt
Organism: Punica granatum (pomegranate)
Lineage: Eukaryota; Viridiplantae; Streptophyta; Magnoliopsida; Myrtales; Lythraceae
Source: RefSeq, a predicted model, not a curated record